AUGCAACGCAGAUCCCCACCUCACAGAUCCGUUGGCAUGCGCGCAUACAGUGGGAAGGGCCUCAUGCUCUCACCGGCUUUGUUUGAAUCGAGAUGGUCUUCUGUCAAUGCCGGGGUGCGGCUCUACGGCGCCUUCGCUCGCGAGCCUGACUCGCGCGACUUGCAGCGGCGACUAGGCAACGGCGGCGUGAGGCGUGGGCGCCGUUUUUCAGCCGCGCCCGACACGCUCGUAAUCUACGCCGAACGCUCGCUUGGACCUCGUCCAAACUCGCGACUUGCCGAGCCCACUAGCAGCUUUGCGCAUACCUCGCUCUCUAGCGGUGAGCUCGCCCACCACAUCGGCGACAACCUCGCCGCCAUGAUGCCUGCCCCGCUACCUUGA
Messenger RNA from Moesziomyces aphidis, 381 nucleotides. The record is from the annotation of a GenBank genome assembly. NCBI's taxonomy places the organism in Eukaryota, Fungi, Basidiomycota, Ustilaginomycetes, Ustilaginales, Ustilaginaceae.